Messenger RNA from Sceloporus undulatus (fence lizard), 1322 nucleotides. RefSeq names its product tripartite motif containing 44 (gene TRIM44). The transcript is spliced from 6 exons. Bases 152 to 955 code for a protein of 267 amino acids. NCBI's taxonomy places the organism in Eukaryota, Metazoa, Chordata, Lepidosauria, Squamata, Phrynosomatidae. The record is from RefSeq and is a predicted model, not a curated record. Gene Ontology annotation, molecular function: zinc ion binding.
CGGCGGCGGGCUGAGAGGAAAGGAGCUCCGACGACGACGACGACGCCAUUACGCAGAGCGCACCGACGCCGCUUGUAGACAGUUUACUAAGAGGAGGAGGAGGAGGAGGAGGGAGCAGUUGCUAAUAAAGCCCGGGGAGGAGAAAGGCAUCAUGGCUUCCGCUGAGGCCGGAGAGGAGCCCUGGCUGCAAGAUGGCUCCUGCGACGCCUGCGAGCCCGACGAGGCCCAAAGCGCGGCCCAGGCCUGCCUCGACUGCGGCUUCAGCUUCUGCCCCCUCCACGCCCAGGAGCACCGCCAGAGGCUCUCGGGGCACCGCAUGGCCGACCUGGCGGCGGCGGCAGGAGGAGGAGGAAGAACGGGGGGUCCCCGCCGCGAGGCGCAGCGCAGGAGCUGCCAGGCCCACCAGGGGCAAGCGCUGAGCCUCUACUGCCAGCAGGACCAGGCCCUCGUCUGCGUCCUCUGCGCCGUGGCCGGCCCUCACCGCCAGCACCCCCUGGCCACCCUCCAGCAGGCCUUCCAGGACCUCAGGAACAAAGAACCUGUUGACCUGAAGGUGGCCAUGCUAGAGAUGGUGAAGAGGUUAAAGUUCAAGUGUGCAGACCCUAAAGUGACUCAGGGUGACAUGAAGCAAUGCAUUCGGCAAGAGUUCAACAAAGUACGGAGUCAGAUUUGCGAAGAAGAGCGGCGAGCUCUCCACCUGGUGGAUGUCAAGGAAGCGUUGAUCACUGCUCAUACCACGGAAACCCUGGCUGACAUUGAUGUCCGCAAGGCAAAAUUGAUGACUGAGAUGGCAGAACUCACAAGGCAUCUGAAUACCUUUAAUGAGCUAGCCCUGCUCAAGCCCAAGAGUGCAGAUGAAGAAACCAGGCCUAACCAUAUCCCUUCUCCAAAUCUUCCCCAAAGGGACAGCAGAUACAAUGAUGAUGAUCCAUCACCUGCCAAUGGACCUUGUUGAGCAAAGUGGAGUAGCAAGGCUACUGAGGAGUCUAAACAGAAGGAUGCCUCUACAUUCAUCCUCCAAAAGAUGAAAAUCUCCUGAGGUCUUAGAAGAUUAUCUUAAGUUCUGAAUCUGUAGCAGAAGUAAUCAAUUACUUUUGCCUUUUUAGUACCUUUUUUCUGUUAAAGAGUGUCUUCCUCCUACCAGUAGCAAACAUACUGCUUUUUUACACCUAAUGAGUUAUUUGCUGAUUAAUCACCUUAUUUCUAAAGAUUGAGAGACAUCUUCUUAGUAAUUCAGUACAGCUGAAAUAACAUGUUUUUCCAGUUAACCUUUCAAGAUGUGUUUGAAAAUAAAAAUGUUAUUUUACAGGACUGUUUAAAAA